Molecule: messenger RNA, 1397 nt
Organism: Aspergillus japonicus CBS 114.51
Lineage: Eukaryota; Fungi; Ascomycota; Eurotiomycetes; Eurotiales; Aspergillaceae
Exons: 1
Coding region: 126-1397 (423 amino acids)
Source: RefSeq, a predicted model, not a curated record
GGCCGUCGGUCAACGUCCAACACCUCCGCGGGUUUUUCUACUUCUGCUUUCUCCACCAACAACCGCUCCGUUCCAGCUGCUCACCGCGCCAUCCACCACCAUCACCACUUCCACCAAAGGAGACAAUGGAGUGUCUCUACGGUCGCAUGUCAUAUGCGUCCUGGCGCUUGAGGCAAUUCCGUCAACUAGUCAACAAUAGCAGCACCACCAUUCGUGGUCCAAUUCCCCUUCAGCACAACAACCAUCAUCGCAUACGCACAUUAUCCACCUCGACCGACGAGACUGAAUUUCACCCUGAACCUCCGCAACCAGCACAACAACCCUCAGACACCGCUCCCAAAGAAACACCUGCCAAACCCACCCGAAAACCUCGAGCCAAGAAGUUCCCCCCGCCGUCCUCCCUCCUCCCCAAGUCCCCAUUACUCACCGACCCCAAACCCGGCUACGAGCGCCUGCACAAGAAGAAAGCGCGCAGCAAACCCUCGAACCCCGAAGAUGACCUCUCCACGAAUCCCUGGGCCGUGGCGCUGGCCUCCCCGAUCCGCCAAUGCUCCCUGACGGGGCAGCGCAUGCCGACCGAGUUCAUGACCGGCUGGGGUCUGGAGCAACACCCCGAGGGCAAGAGUCUGUUCAUCCACCCGUCCGAGAUCUUACCACCGGUGUCCGUACCCGUACCCGAUCCAUCGCCGUCGUCGUCGCCGUCAUCAUCUUCACCGGAUCACCAGAAGACGACGCAAACCUCCCAAGAAAUCCGUCACCUGCGGUUCCGGAUGGUCAACCGACUGACGCUCCUGAACACGAUCACGGAGAGCAUGCGCAAGUCCAAGCGGAAGUUCCCGGCCAUCGUCUUGACGUUCCCGGUCCGCUGGCGGCCGCCGCUGGGGCCGAUGACGGAGUCGAUGAUGGCGUCGUGCGUCUGGCGCCAGGACAUGCCGCAGUUCGUGACGCGGAUGAUGCGGCGCGAGGUGGGCCAGCGGCUGCGGCGGGCGGCGACGCAGCCGAACGACUCGCCAAAGAGGCAGGUGUGGACCCCGGUGCUGCCGCUGGAGGACGGAGGAAAGCUGGAGGAGGAGGCGCUGGUCGAGGCGCUGGCGAAGAUGGAGCCCAUCGCGCGCAUGGAGACGGGUGCGGUGCUGGUGCUGCGGCGCACCGCCGGCUCGUCGCCGCUGCCCCUGUCGAGCUUCUUCCAUCUGCCGCAGACGAAUUCCAAGGUGCCCGUGUUCGAUAUGACCCGGUUGCUGGCGGAGGAGGAUCUUGCGUGUGCCAAGUUCCAGGGCCAGGCGGCUGUGUUCUUUCGACCGGACGACAAGCCCACGGUCAAUGCGAUGCUGGGCCUGUGGAAGCUGGCGGGGCUGUUGAGGGAUGACCCGCACCUCGAUCCUCACCUUUCCUCCUGA